Molecule: messenger RNA, 1638 nt
Organism: Pyrus x bretschneideri (Chinese white pear)
Lineage: Eukaryota; Viridiplantae; Streptophyta; Magnoliopsida; Rosales; Rosaceae
Product: solute carrier family 25 member 44
Exons: 6
Coding region: 332-1276 (314 amino acids)
Biological process (GO): transmembrane transport
Source: RefSeq, a predicted model, not a curated record
UUAAUUUUAUGAAUUUUGGGAGAAGCACGCCACACGCCACCCUGCAAAGGAAAAACAACCUCCUGACCCGCGCUGAGCCGCCGCCGUAAGCAGAACAAGAGUCGGCCGGUUGAGUUUUCUCCAAUUCCUCCUCCGCCAAGCAAUCAAAGUUCUCCCAAAUCCCAAAUUCAAGAAGAAAACUCCUUACAUUUCCACGCGCUAAUCGUUUCAAUCUAACUUCGUACCCGUUUCCCAGAAUCUUGGGGGAUUUUUCGGAUUCGGAAACAAGAUGCUUUCUUGAAUCCCGAGUCGCCGGCUUCCUCCUUCUUCUCUUCGAUUUCGAGCGACCUCCAUGGCGGCCUCCAUUGGCAACACCGAGAUUAAUUGGGACAAGCUUGAUAAGACUAAAUUUUAUGUGGUUGGAGCUGGCUUGUUUACAGGGGUCACAGUGGCACUGUACCCAGUAUCCGUGGUGAAAACCCGGCUACAAGUUGCUUCCAAAGAUGCUCUAGAGGGAGAUGCAUUGUCUAUGGCCAAAGGCAUUUGGAAAGCAGAUGGUAUUCGUGGUUUAUACCGAGGGUUUGGCACUGUGAUCACCGGUGCAGUUCCUGCCCGGAUUAUAUUUCUCACUGCUUUAGAGGCCACCAAGGUGGCUGCUUUCAAGAUGGUUCAACCCUUCAACUUAUCUGAGGCUACAGAGGCAGCUUUGGCUAAUGGAGUAGCUGGAAUGACUGCCUCGCUUUUCUCUCAGGCUGUCUUUGUUCCCAUUGAUGUGAUUAGUCAAAGAUUGAUGGUGCAAGGGUACUCGGGCCAUGCAAAGUACACCGGGGGGAUGGAUGUUGCUCGUAAGGUUAUAAAGUUGGAUGGCAUACGAGGACUUUAUAGAGGGUUUGGACUUUCUAUUAUGACUUACUCUCCAUCUAGCGCCGUAUGGUGGGCUAGUUAUGGUUCAAGCCAGCGCUUAAUCUGGAGUUUCUUAGGCCGUGGAACUGGUUCUGAUGAAGCUGUUCCGAGCGUGGGGAAAAUAGUGUUGGUUCAAGCUGCUGGUGGAAUUAUUGCAGGUGCAACAGCAUCCUGCAUAACAACUCCAUUGGAUACCAUCAAGACACGACUGCAGACAAUGGGACACGAUAAGAGACCCACUGCAAGAGAAGUUGUUAAGAACUUGAUCAGAGAAGAUGGCUGGCAAGGUUUCUACAGAGGGCUAGGUCCAAGAUUUUUCAGUAUGUCCGCCUGGGGCACCUCGAUGAUAUUGGCUUAUGAAUAUCUGAAGCGUUUGUGCGCAAAAGAUGAAUAGGUGGUCAUUCCUCUUCCAUCCACAACCUUUUCUUCUAGCCGUGGAGCGACUGUGCAACGACAGAAAAUUUGGUCAUGAAACAAACUGGUACCGAACAUUUCCGAGGAAUGCUAGAGAUUGUGGACGCUGAAGCCUAAUUUGUUAAUUUCGAUUGGGCAGUUUGAUCCCAAGAUAUCUCAAUAUGCAUACUUUUGGAAAGGUCCUCCGAAUUCGUUCAAGAAUUUUUCUGCUACGUAGUUUUGAUAUCGUUCUUUAAAAAUUUAAUUGAACUCAUUUGAAUUUUUGGUUCUAUAGCAAGUGUACCUUCACUCUCAGCAGGGAAUUUCAACUUAUUAAUGCAACAACAACAAAGCUUUAUCCCA